Messenger RNA from Manihot esculenta (cassava), 2362 nucleotides. RefSeq names its product ethylene-responsive transcription factor 12. Gene Ontology annotation, biological process: regulation of DNA-templated transcription. Gene Ontology annotation, molecular function: DNA binding; DNA-binding transcription factor activity. The transcript has a single exon. Bases 1622 to 2110 code for a protein of 162 amino acids. NCBI's taxonomy places the organism in Eukaryota, Viridiplantae, Streptophyta, Magnoliopsida, Malpighiales, Euphorbiaceae. The record is from RefSeq and is a predicted model, not a curated record.
AAGUUUAAUAAGUUUGAGACACGUAAAAAUAUUAAAUAUAUCAAAUAGGUUCAGAUUAAGAUAGGACUGUUUUCAUAGGUAACUCACCUGCCACCAUCCCUAAAUAAAGGAGGAUUGUUAAAGUAAUUAAAGACUUCUAAUGGCCAUAUUAUUUUUCUUUUUCCAAAGAAUAAUUAUUUUUAAUUAGAUAUUCUUUUUAUUUCAAGUAAAUAUUUGAACUAAAAAUCCUAAUCUCGCAAACACAACUUCAAUUCCGGUGUAAAAGCAAAUUGUUUCACAUUUUUCUUUUCAGUGAUAUAAAUACUAGACACGAAAUUUCUUUAAUAACUUUCAGAGACAAACGGGUUUCCUUUCAGCGUGGAAACAAAAACAUAGAGGUAGCGGUUCCCAUUUAAUUAGUUUCGCAAAGAAAAUUUAGACCAAUAAAAGAAAUAUUAAUAUUAUUAUGCAGUGGUCCCAAGUAACAUUGCUACUGAGCUAUCAGCCAUGUGUCCGAUUCUUCCCAGCAAACCAAACCCACGAAAACAACCAAACAAAUUAAAAAUAAAUUCCCAUUACCGUCCCACACGUGUCCGUGAUGUAAUAAUACCCAAAAUUAUAAAAAAUAAAUUAAAAAUAAUAUACAAAUAUAUAAAAAAAAAUUGAAGCAAAUAUCACUAAAAUACCUUCUUCACGUGAACAUGUGUCAGUUUCCUGCAGCGGCUGAGCCCUGAGGCUGAGGCUUCAGUCACAACCAUCAUCCUCCACCACCAUCCUCCUCUACACCGUGCCACUUUAUUUAUAUUUAUUCACUUUUAUUACCUUUCAGAGAGGACCCCCAAAACUGAGUCAAACACGCCAUCUUUUCCAUUAUAACUCGACUCGGUCCUGUCUCCUGCAACUCAGACACCACUCCCCUAUGUACCCUCCACGUGGGGACUCUGUACCCUGCCCUUUCUCUCUACCCAUUCUGCACCUAAAACAACACCUAUCCUCCAAUUAUAUCCCGACACGCCACCUUCUCUCUAUAAUCAAUCAUAAUCCCUUCCCUUUCUUAUACAAUUUUUCAUUUUCUAUUCUCAUUAAAAAAAUAUAUAAAUAAACUACUAUAAUACUAUAAUAAAUGAAAUAGAACCAAACAAAAGGCAGGCGCCGCUCAGCAGCGCCGUACAACAUGGGUUUAGGGCUGACAUCAUCACCACCGGCGCGGAGACUACACUACUCACAUGACCCACAAACUCCCUCUCAUGUCUAAUCAGGCGGCGGCUAUCUGCCCCUUUUUUUAUUUGAAUUUGACGGGACCCACUUCCCUUUUUUUCAAUUAAAGCUGGUUUCUCAAAUAUCCAUGUGAAUAUCCAUCCUUGUGUCUCCACCGUUGAUGCCAAUCCAAUGGCGGAAGGCUAACAUGUGUAUAAAAUAGAGAGAUAGAUGGAGGCUGUCAAUUCCUUUAUAUAAACAAUUACACAUUAAGCUGGUCGUGCCGUCUUGCCGACGAUUACGGGUGACUACGUGGGUCCCUCCACUUUUUAUACACUUCUUUUCCCUCUUCUCUUUUUAGAGCUGUUUCUCUUCCCUCUUCUUCUCUCUGGACCGUAAAGUUUGCUUUUUUUAUUCCUUACUCUGUUGCCUGCUGCUUCUUCUCAUGGCGUCUUCAAGGGAAGGACACUACAGGGGUGUGAGGAAGAGGCCAUGGGGUCGCUAUGCUGCUGAAAUACGUGACCCUUGGAAGAAAACUAGGGUUUGGUUGGGUACAUUUGACACACCUGAAGAAGCUGCACUGGCUUAUGAUGGUGCAGCUCGUUCUCUCCGUGGAGCUAAGGCUAAAACCAACUUCCCUGCUCCAGCCACUGGUCUCUCUCUCGACCUCAACGCCCCAUCUGAUUCUCACGAUCGUUGGAGCUCAACUGCUGGUCACCGCUUCGCCUUCGGUGAGUUCCUGCAAACUGGGCUUCUUAAAGAGAUUAACUUUAACGGAGAAUCUUCUGGGUCCGUGCCAAAUGAGAUUGCUGCUACUACUGCUGGUGGUGCUGGUCCUCCGGUGCCGGAUACUGGUGUUCAGCCGUCGUUUUUGGGGAUUGUGCCACGUGGCUUGCCUAUAGAUUUGAACGAACCUCCACCGUUGUGGCUGUAAUAUUACUUACGACUGACGAUGAGCUCUGUGCUAGCUAGUUCCCGUAGGACAUUUUCCGGCUGGUUUUAACUUUACUAUUUCCUUCUAAUCUCCCUUUUUCUUGCUUUUUAUCUCCUUUUAUCUUAUGUUUCAAAAGGGAGUAAGAGUAACAUCAAAUCAUUAGCAUAAAAAAAAAAAAAAAGACAACUGAUCCAUCUGUAUAUAUAUGUGUUCCUGUGUUUUUAUGAACACCCUUUUUUUCACCUAUUCUUU